This is a messenger RNA of Neoarthrinium moseri, 2949 nucleotides long. RefSeq lists its product as uncharacterized. Gene Ontology annotation, biological process: intracellular protein transport; clathrin-dependent endocytosis. Lineage: Eukaryota; Fungi; Ascomycota; Sordariomycetes; Amphisphaeriales; Apiosporaceae. The coding region runs from base 1 to 2949 and encodes 982 amino acids. Gene Ontology annotation, cellular component: AP-2 adaptor complex; membrane coat. The transcript has 7 exons. The record is from RefSeq and is a predicted model, not a curated record. Gene Ontology annotation, molecular function: clathrin-cargo adaptor activity.
AUGGCCUCCUCAGCGGCCGCCGGCUUCCUCGGCCGCUCGAGUAGCAGCAAUGCGAACAUGCGCGGUCUGGUCCAGUUCAUCGCCGACCUCAGGAACGCGCGAGCACGAGAGUUGGAGGAGAAAAGAAUCAACAAGGAGUUGGCAAACAUAAGACAGAAAUUCAAAGAUGGCAAUCUGAGCGGAUACCAUAAAAAGAAAUAUGUCUGCAAGCUUCUCUACAUCUAUAUCCUAGGCUGGAACGUCGAUUUCGGACAUCUCGAGGCUGUCAACCUGAUUUCAGCGAACAAAUACUCCGAAAAGCAAAUUGGAUACCUGGCAGUAACCCUCUUCCUCCAUGAGAAGCACGAACUGCUGCAUCUGGUCGUGAACAGCAUACGAAAAGAUCUUCUCGACCACAAUGAGCUGUUCAAUUGCCUUGCCCUGCACGCCAUCGCAAAUGUGGGUGGAAGGGAGAUGGGAGAGGCCCUGAGCGGCGAUGUGCAUAGGCUCCUGAUUUCUCCGACUUCGAAAGCGUUCGUCAAGAAGAAGUCGGCACUGACGUUACUGCGUCUGUUCCGGAAACACCCAGAUAUCGUUCAGCCCCAAUGGGCAGAGCGGAUAAUAUCGCUGAUGGACGACCAGGACCUCGGUGUCGCUGUGUCUGUCACCUCCCUCGUCAUGGCUUUGGCCCAGGACAGUCCCGAGGCCUACAGGGGUGCAUUGGUCAAGGCGGCAUCACGCAUGAAGCGUAUCUUGAUCGAUGGCGACUUCUCGUCAGAUUACCUCUACUACAAGGUGCCAUGCCCUUGGCUACAGGUCAAAUUACUUCGCCUUCUACAAUACUUUUCCCCUUCCCAGGAUACUCAUGUCCGUGAGAUGAUCCGCGACUCUCUGCAGAAGAUCCUCAACAUCGCCAUGGAGACGAACAAGAACGUGCAGCAGAACAACGCCCAGAACGCUAUCCUAUUUGAAGCUAUCAACCUCAUUAUCCACCUCGACACCGAACACGCACUCAUGAAACAGAUCUCCUCACGCCUUGGCCGCUUCAUCACGUCUAGGGAGACGAACGUACGGUACCUUGGUUUGGAGGCCAUGACCCAUCUUGCGGCUCGGGCCGAGAACCUGGAUUCCAUCAAACAGCAUCAAGAUGUUAUCCUUGGGUCCCUGAAGGAUCGCGAUAUCAGUGUCCGCAGGAAAGGUCUGGAUUUGCUAUAUAGUAUGUGCGAUUCGACCAACUCCGGGCCCAUUGUCUCCGAGCUCCUGCACUAUCUUCAAAACGCCGACUUCGCCAUCCGGGAAGAGAUGGCUUUGAAGAUCGCCAUUCUGACGGAGAAGUACGCCACCGACAUACAGUGGUACAUCAACGUAUCGUUGCGCUUGGUGGCGGUAGCGGGUGACCAUCUCAGCGAUGAAGUAUGGCAACGAGUCAUUCAAAUCGUGACCAACAACGAAGAGUUGCAGGUUUACGCCGCGCAAAACACUCUCCAACAUGUCAAGCAGGACCACUGCCACGAGACCCUUGUCAAGAUAGGCGCUUACGUCCUUGGAGAGUUCGGGCACUUGAUCGCGGAAGAACCGGGAUGCAGUCCCGUCGAACAGUUCCUCGCACUCCAGAGCAAGUUACCCGCCUGUUCUUCUAGCACCCGAGCCAUGAUCCUUUCCUCGUUUGUCAAGUUUGUCAAUCUCUUCCCUGAGAUCAAGCCUCAGCUACUGCACGUUUUUGAGGUCUACAGUCAUACCUUGGAUUCAGAACUGCAACAAAGAGCUUGCGAGUACCUGACGUUGGCCAGCCUUCCAACCGAUGAUUUGCUCCGAACCGUCUGCGACGAGAUGCCGGCAUUCCCAGAACGACAAUCUGCCUUGUUAUCGAGACUGCACCAGAAGCACGCUGGCACGAGCGACAAGCGAACGUGGGUCGUUGGUGGGAAAGACGCCAACGCUGAUGCAACCGAGCUCAACAUGGCCAAGAAUCCCGGUCUUAAGCGGACCUUCAGCUCUCAUGACACCAACGGCAACGGCACGGCCAAUGGCACAAACGGCCACUCAAACACUGAUCUUAUGGGCUUGGAUCUCAACGCUGGUCCCAAUGAACCGAAGCAGCUUAAGCCUCCAAACUUGGCCAGUGCUGCUCAUCUCUCACCAGGCUGGGAGCCUGGCUACUACAAACUGCUCCUCAAGGCUGACGGCAUCCUCUUUGAGGAUGGCCAGAUCCAAGUCGGCGUUCGAUCAGAGUACAGAGGACAAAUGGCUUGCCUGAUCCUCUAUUUCACCAACAAGACCCCAGCCCCCAUCACAUCUUUCACGACCACACUCGACCUGGACGAGAGUGAGAAGGAGAAGUUGACAUGGGACGUAAAAAACAUGCCGGACAGUCAGAUUGCUACAGCCCAGCAGUCCAGGGAAAUCAUCAUGUUUGAGUGCAAGAAGGUCUUUGACAAGGCACCAACAAUCAGAAUCAGCUACCUGGCUGGUGCCCUACAAGCACUUACAUUGAAGUUGCCCCUUAUGGCGCACAAGUUUAUGGAUCCCGCAGAACUUGCCGCCGAUGACUUCUUCAAGAGAUGGAAGCAAAUCGGUGGAGCCCCCCGCGAGGCGCAGCAAAUCUUUGGUGUUCGUGCGGGCAAGGAUGGCAACCGAGAGAUCACAGAGACCUUCGUCCGUAAGACCGUGUCUGGAUUCAGAUGGGGUAUCCUGGAUGGUGUCGACCCCAACCAGAAGAACCUUGUCGGUGCUAGCGUGUUACAUACUGCUGAGGGGGGCAAAUUUGGGUGCUUAUUGCGGUUGGAGCCGAACUAUGCCUCACAGAUGAUCAGACUCACCAUCCGUGCAACGGACGAGAGUGUGCCGCCAACCUUGCUGAAGCUGAUGGAGGACAGGCUGGCACUUGGCAUAUCGAAGCUACCGAUCUUAAACGAACCGCCUACGAGGGCAGAGAUUACAGACGCAUUCAGCAAUGUUAUGGUGAAAUAA